Lymnaea stagnalis (great pond snail) is the source of this 13296-nucleotide messenger RNA. The record is from the annotation of a GenBank genome assembly. NCBI's taxonomy places the organism in Eukaryota, Metazoa, Mollusca, Gastropoda, Lymnaeidae.
AAACCAGAUAAGCCAUAAUUAUUAUAAGGGGGAGAGACUGCAAUGAGGUUAGGUACAAGGUAAUAAACGAAACAAAGUUCGGGAAAAACAUUUUUUUUAAAAGUACCAGACAAAACAACUAAAAAGCAAAAAUCAACACAAUUGGAAAAGUCAUGGACACACAAAAAAAGAGCACACAAAAUGUGUUACUCUUAAAAUUUUCUAGAAUUUUUUCUUAGGGAACAUAGCUUGUUUCAAUAAUUUUAUUUUUAAAAAAGUAAAUUUCAAAAAAAUUCUAAAAAAUCCAUAUUUUAAAAAAAAUAUUGGAACAAUAGACUGCAUAAAUAUUUACAAUACAAACUAAUUUUCAACAUUUAUAUCAAGAAAAAGUGCAAAAAGUGAUACUCACAGUCAAAAAUAAUCUUUUGAAAAAUGAUGUAUGUAUGAAAGAAUUUAACUUUCAAAACUAUUUUUUAUUGCAUAGAUUUAACUUUUUGUUAUUGCUACAAAUUUCAUAAAAGUAAGGUGAAUUCAAAUCUAUUUCAGAACACAAGCUUUUUCAGCAUAAAUCUGAUGAAAUGCAUAGUAGUGGAAACACAACAGCAAUUGGGGCAAUAUCUUGUGGAUGUUCAAGUAUGAAUAAAUUAUAAACUUCUUGUAACAAAACUUCAUCAAUCAUUGAAUUAUUAAGAAGUUCAAGUGAAUUUCAAAUCAAAAUCAAAAAUAGUAAUAGCCCAUGUUAAUAUCAUGCAUUUAAAAUAAGACAUGACAUAAAUUUCAUAGUUUAUAUAUUCCAUUACAAAUGAAUGAUUUUUUAAAGCAUAACAAUAUCAUCAGUUUUUGAGCAUGUUAAAAGAAUAACAACAAACUUAGUCACAUCAUAAGUCAUAAGAAAGAAAAUUUGGAUUUGCUAUACUUAUACUAAUAUUGUGCUACAAAAUGGCCAGGGUCUAGUCAAAAGUUUGUUACUGUAUUUACCUUAUUUACUUCUUAAAUUAGCUGUAGUCGCCAUGCUGCGCUUAAUUAUUAAUUUUAGCAAGUCAAAGUGGUCGCUUGUAUACUGUAUACUAUUUAUUAGCAGCUUAGGCUUAAGACUUCAAAUUGCACAAUUAGUUUAGAAAUAAAUUUUUUUUUAAAGAAGUUUUGGUGAUUCUCUUCGUCCUCUGACUAUACAUUUUAAUUGUCACACUCACACACCAUAUUGUGCAUUAUAUUCACUGCUACAGUAUUUUAGCCUAUCCUAUACUAAUAUAUGACAUUUAUUAUUUAUCAUAUCAUGUAAUUGUAAUUUGUAAACUCAAUGUUUAGUUAAUGUCAUUUUUCACACUCAAACACUGCCAAUAAAGGAUGUGAAUGUGAUGUGAUAAGCAAAAUCUAUUCAAAUUCAACUAUUGAAGUAUAUAUUAGAUCAAGGGCUCAAGGGUGAGUAAGUGACGUACUUACUUAAGUCAGAUGAGACACUCACACUGCACUGUGAUAAGUUUCAAGCAAUUUUAAUUUUAACCCACUUAUUUGAAUUAGGGUUGAUUAUAUAAUAUACCUAUGGGUUAUCAUUAAAUUCUAAAUGAAAGUAAAAGAAAAAUCGACUUACUCUGUGCAAAGACGACUCCAUUUCCUCAAUAAAUGAGUUUGUUGUUUUUAAUAAAAGCUGACUUCUGUUCACUGGGAGACAAGGUGGCUUGUAUCGGUCAUAACCUUUUUGGGUCAAGGCUAAACAGGAUUAGAUCUACCUCCAAAAAAAAAAAAAUAAUAAUAAAAAGCUAUUCUCUAGAAAAGAAAUUUAGAAAAUGUCGUAAGGCUGAGAUAUACAAAAAAACAAAAAAAACAACAGCAACAAAACAAAACAAAACCAAAUAAUAAUAAUAUAAAAUAAUAUAUAUAUAUAUAUAUAUUAAAUAUUAAGUCCAUUUCCUUUAAAAUUCAAAAGAUUUAUUGAGGCGAGGAAUUUCUAAUUAAAAAUGUAUAUUUUAAUUAAAAAUUAUGUAAUUCUAUUUACCUCAUGCCUCAUGAAACUACAUUAAAAAUCUUCAGUGGUUACUUUAACAUGUAUUUAUUUAAUAAAAAUUUGUUCCCCAUGUAUUUUUGGUGGUUUUAAAGGGAAAUUUUAAUAUAAAACGUGUUUUUAAAAAUCAGAUAAUCGAUCAGUUUGUUUAUGUUUUUUAGCAGAUGUGUGGCCAGAUUUCUUUUCAAUUUUUCCCAUUCUCAGAUCAAAAGCAAUAAACAUUCGGUUAAAAUAAAUAUAAAAUGAAAGAUCAUUAAGAUCCUUAGGCAUGAGCUUACAGUGGUGUUCAUAACUUUAUUAACUGGUGUUUAACCUUAGCCCUUCCCAUCACUACCCCCUACACAUACUCUAAUACAUUUUUGUACUAGAAACAAGGUACUUUAAAAAAAACAACUUUAACUUAAAGUUUAUACUGAUUAUACCUCCAGUGUUUCUUCUCUUUUCUAAUGGAUUUCCAACUGUGUACAUUAAGUAACACUCUUUUGCAGAUGGCUUUAAUAUACUGACACUGAUACUCGGCAUUGUGUCCCUUCCCCUCAGUGCGUGGGAAUAUAUGGAUGUCUCCUUGAUGCCUGGGGGGGGGGUGUAAAAACGUCAUUUCAGGGUGUAUUUUUUUUAAGGGGAUGGGGGAAAAACCAAAACUUGGGAAGCUUGUUGAGUUGUAUAUUACUGGAGGUACCACAGUACAUACGAAUUAAAAAAUACAAAUUCAGUGGUGGGUGACGCUCAAAUGACGUCCCGCGGGUAUACUACACAUUGAUUUCCGACCAAUGCAGUGAAUGCUUCCCAGACAACUGAACGCAUGAAAAGUGAACCCACUGACAAUUGAACGCACAGAAGACAAGUGACCAGACAGACAAGUGACCACAGGGUACAAGUGAGCACAUAGCCAACUGAACCUACGGAAAAAUUUGCCUAGUGGCUAAGUCCCAUUGCCUAGUCCAAACUCACGUCUGCCUAUUUUGGGGAUACACACACAGUCUGCAAUGAGCAUCGGAGACGACCACUGUGCAUACCAAAAAAAUCGUCUUAGUCCCAACUCGUUCCAACGUGUAUCCACUUUUUCUUUGCAGUUGUGUGUCAUCUCAUAGAAGGCAAAAAAAAAUGUGUUUAAAUAUCUGUGUUUGGUCAAUUCAAAAUCGAUAGGAGGGACUUAAUUAUUUAGGUGACACCUAAGUUGACUCUGAUUUGUGAUGAGUAAAAUGAGAGACAUUGUUAUUGAUUUUAUAUAAUUGGGUGACUGGUCUGGAGAUCAAAUCCAGCCAAAAAACAUCACUCAUUAACCUUCGUCGGCAACUCAUCUAAGGGUAGGAGACUCUGAAAUCAAACGUAAGGCCCAUACAAUGACAAUUCCUGCAACCGUUCCCAUCCCUGGUCGUCUUGAUGAAGUCUUGCCACUGGAUAUGGUGGGCCCGGAUGCCGCGCAACUCUUCCUCACUUUAAACAAAAUUCACCCGUGCAAGUCAUCAGUCACCGGACGACUCAUCAGCAAAUAUUUUAAUUUUAACAUAUUCCCACAUAACCCCCACCCACACACUAAAAUCUAGAAGCGUUACGUGCGUAAUGGGCACAGCCCCUAUAGAAAUAUGCGCCCCCUGAUAUUGACGCCCCUAUAUCACCGAGUACCACCUUUCCCCGUCCUGCAUGAAUGACCCUACAUAUUCAAAGAUGCCUAGAACAUGAGAUACUUAAAUAUUUAAACUUUUCUAAACCCAGCCCUGGUUUAAUAUUAGACAUCUAGACUUAAUUUAAGUUAUAUAAAAAAUACAUUUAUUUAAAUUUAAAUAUAAAUACAUCCAAUUGGGCAACUUUUAUUACGUACCUUUGAAGCCAAAAGAGUUUUUGAUCUAGUAAAUUUGUUAAAUUGUUGUAUUGCAACAAAUAAAUGUUAUUUUACUUUAUACCUUAAAUGUAGUUCCAUAAGCCAUAAAAAAUAAGUUUUGGGUGUUUUUAAUUUAUUUCACUAGAAAUAACUAAUCGCGCUAAAAUAAGGGAUUACCAUAUUAAUUAAUAUUAUAGACUACCGUAGUACUAGUACCGGUACCUAACAUUAAACAUGCCAAUAUAGCAACUGGGGCUGACAACACCAAUGCCAAUAUUACUAAUUUUAAAAAUAAAUAGUUUAAGUUAGUGAACUCACAUACAUUUAUUUAAGUAUCGGUAAUCUUCGGUCACACAUCAUGUCACAAUGACAAUAUAACAUAAUAUAGUUGGUCAUUUUAAUUUUUUAUAACUUUACUAUCUCUUCAUUAAAUUAUUAAGAAGGCAGGAAGAGGUCAUCCAUAAAAUUUUAAAAACCUUCUCAUAAUGCAUAAACCUGCUGCAAGAGCUGCCAUUUAAUUUUUUAUGAGUAAUUAAAUGACCAGCAUAAUUUUACUGUUCAUCAUAGUCUAAGCAGCACUUAAAUUUAAACUUGGUGAAGAUUGCUUCCCACCCAUCUCUCACUCUCUCUUGCUUUGCCCCUCUCUCUCCUUCAGUCUACCUACAAAGUUAUUUAUUUCUUAAAUUAAAUUGUUAAUUUAAAAUUCAUUGCUGCUAAUUAACUCUUGUGAAUUAUUCACUCUCGGUAUCACAAAUGCAAAACGUAAAAUUAUUUUUGUUUCACAUUUUUGAUUGCUUAUACCUGUUGUCUCCAAAAAUUAUUGCGUUUAUGACGGUCUUAAUAUUAGGGAAUACCUAAUUCUAGAACUUGUUUUUAUGGAGAUGUCCAACAGUAGGCCCCGCUAUUUAUUACAACAUCACUUGUAAGUUCAAGUUAAAAUCAAGCCCCCACCCCCAAGCUUUUUUUUCCCCCAAUAAAUCACAUGGAUCCAUUUCGCGGGGCCCUUAAAAAGCAUGGAACACUUUAAAAAACAUGGGGUCCCAAGACACGUGUCCCAUUUGCCCUCUAAAGUUUAUCCGGCACUGAGGGCAGAGACGUUGGGGACCUGUAUUUUAUUUUUAAAUUCAAUUGUACGCUUAACAACCACCAUUUACAGAUAGGAAAAACUUUGAUUUAUCAUGCUACAUUUCGUUAUGUAGUAAAACCUUUGUAAAAGUUAUUUGUUAAGUGUAUGGAUGGAGUAGCUUACCUUAAUUUAUUUUAAACUUUGAAAACAAUUUCCACUUGAAUUUGAAUGGAAGGAUUGAUGUAAACUACUUUAAAAAUAUCACUGUUUUGUUUUUUACCAUCCAUAUAAGUUUUUUAAAGCCAGUCUUUGUAUCAGUAGGUUUGCAGUGUCAUCUGAGUUUCACUAACUUUCACUUUCAUAAUUCAUGGCACAACUGCUCAGCUAGCCAGUAAAAUAAAGUUGAAAGCCUAGAAAGGAGAAGUCAAUAAAUAUAAGUGGCAAUAGCUACUCUCAUAGUCUCGCAAAGACGUAAGUCAUAAGGUUGACAAUGACAUUAUUAUGUAUAACUAGUUGAACUAGUAGAAUAGGGCUUAGCUGGGUGAAGUUUUUUUUUUGGGUCCGGGUAUUUUGAAAAAAAUACCUGGUCAAAAUACCUAGUGGGUCCAAGUGUUACAAAAAUGAGUUUACAUCUUUAAACAAUGGCCCUACAGCCAGUCCUUCACCCUACCUGCCUGUCUUUAAACAAUAGUCGACUACAGACAGUUGAACACCCUACCUGCCAGUAUUUAAAAAAAAUUUUUAAAUACCGGUAGUCCUUCAGAUAGUCCUACAUUUGUUUAUUAAUAUAAUAGUCGCCUCUGAAAAAAUGUAACCUUCCUACCUGGGUUCAACUUAACAGCUUGGGAAUCUGAAACAGCCAAACCAUGUUGAGUAUGGGAGGGGCGGUUAGGAAUAGGAAUAUAAGGAAGCAGCCACACUACAAGCAUAAUAUAUUAUUUAUAUAAGAGAUGUUUCAUUGUGAGUGUUAGACUUGUCUUAGAGAGCAUGUAUCGUACAAUUGUGUAAAGUUUUUGACCUCACUUUAGCUUAAACUUUUGUCCAUUUCAGAUAGAGCUGUCAAUUACAGUUUUGUAAAUCAAAUCCUACAUUUUUUUUUUACAAUAAAGCCACCAGCAAAUAUGAAAAUAAAAUUGUGUUUAUUGGGACAUUUAGCAAAGACUGCACGAAAUGCAUUCAUCUCUUAUCAUUCUGCAACAUCAUUGCUCAUGAACAAGUCAAAGUCAUGCAGUUACUCAUCAAGACAUCUACACAGUGUGCGCCAUUGUAGGAGUCUAUCCUGUGGAUCUUUGCCGUUAAGUUCAUUAGAAUACCAUUUUCAUAAAUACAGCACAGAUGCUAAAGAAAAUAUAUUAUUGACACACAUAAAGACUCGGAUCAAAAUUUAUGGCCCUCUGACGGUGGCAUCGUAUAUGAAGGAAGUUUUAACAAAUGCCCAUUCUGUAUGUAUGUUGUUCUUUUAUAAGAACCAACCUAGUUUAAAAAUAAUAUACCUGUUAAUAAUAUCACCCUCAUUAAUAAUUAUAAAUUCAAAAGAAAAUUAAGUAAAUUACACUUCUUUAAACAUUUUAUUUUAUUUGCCUUCUCAGUUGCAAAUUUUCAAAUUCAAAUGGCUUUGAAUAAAACUCAAAAUUAUUUAAAUUUCCUAUCAAUUAUUAUUUCAUGAUGCAAAAAAUAAUGUUUGAAUCUAAUUUAAAUAAAAAAGUUACAUUAACAAUUUAAUGAUCAAUUUUUUUUUUAAAGUUUAUUUCACUCAAAUAUCUUUUUGCUACAGGGUUACUACAUGCACAGAGAUGUCUUUGGUACUGAGGGAGAUUUCAUAACAUCUCCAGAAAUAAGCCAACUCUUUGGAGAAGUAUGUAGUUAAGCCUCAUUGACUUAAGUACCAAUAAAUUUAUAUUAAUACUAGGUACCACAAACUGAUUUUUCAAAACAGUCCUACAGCUUUAUUUUAUACUGUCAUGUCAAGAACUCAUGAUUCUAAGAAUGUGGAUACCAAACUUGUUCAUAUAACUCAAUUAGUAAAAAAUUUAUGAAUUUUUUAAAUUUAAUAUUUGGAAAUUUUUUUUACGAGCAUCAAAAUUCCCAUUUUCGUAAGGUUAUAUCUGUAAAACUUAAUAGCUUAUACUCAUUCAGUUACACUAAACACAUACCCACAUAUAUAGAGAACCGGCUUAAUUUUUUUCAAAGGUUACAAAUAAUUAAUUCAUUAAAUUUUAUUGUAAUAAAAAUGGUAUUUCCUAUCAUUUUGAAAAAAAAGGAUGUAAAGAAACGCAAUAUUUGCACAUUUUUAAAAAAUCACAAACAAUUAACCGAUAAGAAAGCAUACAUGAUAAUUAUAUCAAAAUGUAGGGGAACUAAAGGUCUAUGUGCUUAAACAGCCUGUGCAUCCAUAAGUAUAUAUAAAAUGAAUACAUUUUUUAGAAAAAUGCAUGAAUUCACGUGAAGCAAAAAAUCAGUCAUAUUUAAAAAAUUGCAACAAAUUAAUUGUUACACCCACAGUUAAACUUAUUAUACCAAAAUACAAAAUAACUAUAGCUCUACAUAUUUAAACAGUCAAUGAACCCAUUACUUAUUUAGAUACAAUACAAACAUGGCUAGAUAUGAGCAAGGGUUCACUUCCUGGACAAAAAAUUUCUUUCAAAAACUAGAUUAAUUAUUUCUAAUAUUCCAGCUGCAAUUAAUAAAAUUUGAUCAAUAUCUAGAUUACCCUAUGCUAAACAGUCAGUGUACCUAUCUAUAACAUUUAUUUAUAUACACUACAAGCAUGGCUAGGCAUAAACACAUUUUUUUUUAAACCCCCAAAACAAACCAAAAAUCAACUUCAAGAAAAUAGAUAACGGGUAACAAAAUUUGUCCUGCAUUUCUAUACAAAGCAUUUUAACACUUGAGUAACACUUGCUCCCUGCGUGGGUCUAACUGAACUGCAAAAUAUGAAUUCUAUUUGAAGAAUUUGAAUAACAAUGUUUAGUUCUGAUUCAUGACGUUUAAUUCUUAAUGUGAUACCGAUAAUGCUCAAUUUUCUUAAUGUUUUUCUAAAUUUAACCUCAAGGUAUUUAAUAUAAUUCUUCUGCAAUUUAGCUGCAUCUUUUCAAUUUCUAGCUCAUUAACUCUUACACUAAAUAAUCUUGCAUUGUCUUACGCAUGUUGUUGUUGUUUUAAUGUACGCUCAUCCACUUUUUAUGACAAAGUUACCAUAUAUAUUUAUCUCUGUUUUUGUUAGGGUUAGUGACAAUGUCAACUUUAAAUAUAUGACUCAUGAAUUUUUUAAGAGUUCUGGGAGUUUUGGUUUUACAUUUAGAUAGUUCAUUUUUUGUUAACUAUUCAUGAAAUUGUCUAUCUUCUUCUUUAAAUGACAUCUGUCUACACUUUCAUAGACAGAGAACAAACAAAGACUCUUAUAAAUGGAAUCAACAGCAGAAAAAACAUAUAAAUUAAUAGUAAAUUCAUUAGUAACUUCUCGCACUGAACCAGCAUACAUUGUCUGGGUAGGGCUUAUGCAAUCCAAAACUUGAUCCUCACAACGUACAUAAUCCAAUCUUGAAAGGGAACUGUUGAUAACUAUUUUCCACUCACUUGUGAACUUCAUAAGUGGUACAUUUUUAUUCUGUAAGUAAAGUUUAUGUAAAUAAAACAAUAAUUAUGGUUACCGGUACAUAAAAUAAAAAUUCAAAUGUUUCAGCAAAUGCCUUCAUCAGUAUCAGGUACAACAAAAAUAGUUGAUAAGUAUCAAAUAAAUUAAAAAAAUUUAUCCUACCUAAAAAUUAAAGAAAAGAGUAAGAAUGAAACAAGUCCCUAAUGUAAACAAAGCCUAGAAGAAUGGUUUUGAGCUAAAACAAUGUUCAGACUUUUUUUAGACUUAGACUUUGUUUAAACAAGUUACAAAAAUUUCAUUUUAAAUCUAAUAAUGUUAGGCUCAAAGUUACCUGCUCGGAUGAGUUGUUCUAUUCUGCUUUCAAAAAAUAGAGUUGGUGAAGUAACUUCUUAGUGAUGACCAGAGUAGGCAAUGAUGGUCUUCUUCCUUUAGCACUAGCCAGAAAAGUCCUCUUCAGAGUAGUGUAGGCAAUGAUGGUCUUCUUCCUUUAGCUUUUAGCACCAGUCCUCUUCAUCUAAAAAUAUUAAUAUUAAACAUAAUAUCAAUGUUAUUAUUAUAUACUAGUACUUAUAAAUGUUAGGUAUAACCCUGCAUUAUUCAUAGCACAAGCAUUAUACCACUGACAAGAAUAAAAGAAUAAGAUCUAUAGACAAGAAUAAAAGAAUAGGAUCUAUAUAAUCAUUACACACUGUGACUUACAUGCAAGCAAAACAUUGUCAAAGACUAUCAUGUAAUCACCAGCUGUGUAUUUGAAUUUGAGUUAUUUUAAGCAGCACUCAUCGGAGAAUAAAAUUGAAAUUCAACCUAUCUUUGGAAUCUCAAAAAUUUAGUUUUUGCAUCUGCAUUUUAGUUAAUCAAGAUUUGUAACAGAUCUGAACUGUUGUGUGCCUUUUUAGAUGCUGGGAGUUUGGGUUGUCAAUGAAUGGAUGAAUCACUACAAAGAUAAAAUACAAGUUAUUGAGCUGGGACCAGGACGUGGUACCUUGGCAGAUGAUAUGUUGCGGGUAUAUAUCUUAAUUUUCAUGUUUGGCAAGUUAUAUGUCAGUGUCAGUCAUUUAAAGUUACCUGUAUGAAGAAUGUAAAUUAUUAUUGCACAUUUUAUCCUGAAAAAACCAUCCGAACGCUAACAUUUAAUCUCCCAUUUAGAAUUUGUAAAAAUGUUGUUAAAAUAUUUGAUUAAAAAUAAUAGUUUAUGAUGUUUGAUUAAAAAUAAUAGUUUAUGAUGAAGUUAAAUUAAUACACCUUAUUUAUCUAAAUAAAAGGUUUUUUCUCAAUUCCCUGACAUCAUUGACAAAGUUAGUUUGCACCUUGUGGAAGUGAGCCCAAAGCUGAGUUUGAUGCAAGCUGCUAAACUAUCAGGAAAAAAUGUAUCUGAAACCAAUGAUGAGAAUAGUGGUAUUGUUGAUGAAGCAUCCAAGGAGAUGGGCUGUUACCAGCAGUGCACUUCCAGGUAUGGACCUCAAGUCUACUGGUAUAAAGAACUUGCAGAUGUUCCUCAAGGUCUUUCCUGUUUCAUUGCACAUGAGUUUUUGGAUGCCCUGCCUAUACACAAAUUUCAUGUAAGAUAUUACACUUUAUAAAUUCCUAUGUUAUAUUCUAAAACUAUAUAUCUUCAUAAUUAAGUCUUUAACUGUGAGGAUAAAUUCUUCUGUUUUUCUCUUCAGAAAAUAGACAAAGGAUGGCGAGAGGUGAUGAUUGAUGUUGACCCAAUUAAUGACUCGCUGCGCUUUGUGUUAGCACCAGGCCAGACACCAGCAAGUAUAGCUUUUCUUAAGGUAUGUUGAUCAUUCUUAAAGUAUGCUGGUCAAGGUGUAAAAUCACAUCUUUAAUAAAAAUUCCGAUGAAGCAUCUAUACUAUGAUAUUUUUGUCCAAAAUUACCAAACAAGGCGUUUGAGUGAAUUAUCUUUAUUUAUUUAAUGGAUGGAGUAACCAUGUUUUCCUUUCUAGCAUAAAAAUUUGUUAUAAGCUUAAGAGUGAUUAUGCAUGUCAGUAAGAUUUUCUUUUACCCCCCUCCCCUCCUUUUCUUCUGAUUUGCUUAGGAUCUGGCUAGUGAUGAGAAAACAAAUUUUGAAGUUUGCCCUGCGGCUGGUAUCAUUGUUCAGGAUAUAUGUAAAAGAAUUAAAAGAAACAAUGGAUUCGCUCUGCUGGCAGACUAUGGACAUUCAGGGGAGAAGGGUGGAACAUUCAGGGUAAUGAUAAUAGUCCAACAAAAUAUCUUUAGUUUUGAUAUAUUUAGAGGUUUUGAAACAAUGGUUCUACUUAUAAUACUAAAGAGGAUCUAAUUAAAUUUAAUCUUUUAAUUACUGAUAGCAGUUUUUAAUAAUGAGUUACUUAUAACAUUUAUUGUUCAUUUGAAUUGGUAAAGAAAAAUGCAUUUUUAAUUUGUAUUUUGCCUGAAGGCCUUUAAGAAUCACCAACUCCACGAUCCAUUGGAAGAACCUGGCACAGCUGACCUUACAGCGGAUGUUGACUUUUCUUAUCUAAAGCAGUUUGUUGAUAAUGAUGGUAAGAAAAAUAAAAUAACUGUGCAGUAAAAACUCUAUAAGUAAAAAUGUAUUUAUCUUAAAAUAUAGCAUUGAGAGGUAAAUAAAAUAAAUUUAUCACAACCUUUCUGAAACACAUUUUUCUAGAAAUAGUUUUUGUGUGUGUUUUUUCAUUACAUUUUUUUAAGCUAUGCAAAAUGAGGGAAGAAUUUCUUGAAACUUUUUAAUUGCAGUGAAAGUGUUCGGACCUAUAACUCAAGAACGAUUUUUAAACAAUAUGGGCAUAGGAUUUCGGUUGCAGGUAUGUUCAUUUAUAUCUACAGGAGCCCAUUAUAUUCAAAAUAUACCAGUGCUUUUUUACAGCAAAAGAUACAGCGACUUAGUUUAACAUGAACUACUUACUAUAAGUUUUCAGUUAUGGCUAACAUUAAUUAAUCAUAUUUUUCAGGUUUUGCUCCAGAAAUCAAGCCAAGAUCAAUGGUCAAGCCUUAUUUCUGGUUACAGAAUGCUGACAUCACCAGAACAAAUGGGGGAACGCUUUAAGUUUAUGUCUAUUAUGAAUAGAGUUGGAGAUGGCUAUAUGCCAGCUGGUUUUGCUAAUUUAGAUCUUGGAAAGAAAUUCUAAAAAUAAAUAUUUUUUUAAAAUACAUUUUUACAUUUAAUUGUGUGGUUAUUUUUAUUUAUACACCGAAUAUUGUUUAUAACUGUAUUUAAAAUCAGACUAGGAUAAUUUAUAAACUAAAAAUAUUUUUAAUACAUUAAAAAUUAUUUCAAAGGCAAGUUGAAAACAUUUUUCAUUCAUCAGAACAAUUAUAACUUUAAAUAUAAAUAUAUAAAAUAAUAAACAAUAUAAUAGUUAAUAAUAAGUUUAAGGAUAAAUUAUGCAUUUAUUUUAUGUAACAGUAUAAAGAGAUAAAAUUUUAGCAUGAUACUAAACACAAAAUGUUCACAAUCGUUCAUAGAAUGGACGGUAAUUAAUAUCAUAAAUAUAUUUUUUUAUUAUUACAGGGUUUUUUUCCGCCCUACAAAAAAGUUGUGGUUUAAAAUCACAAGAUAGUUGUCAUAAUUUUUUAAAAAUCACCAAUUGAAAUUUAAUUUAAUUUAAAAAGCCGGUGUCUAAACUUUUGUAAUUUUAUCUUUAAAAAAAAUUAAACAAGAAUAAUACCAAAAGCAUCCAAGGGCCUACACCAUUAUAAAGUUAUUUACCCAACAAUUCCCUAAAAAUUGUAAAAUUAAUGGGCAAAAAUCAUAGGUUUUUUAAAUUUUAAUGACAUUCAAAUAUCUCUACUUUUAAUUCUUUGUCAAAAUCAUUUUAUAAAGUUAGUAGAAAAAUCCCAUCACUUUAACAUUCAAUACCAAAUUUAUCAAAAUUUCUUAAUAUGAUGCCAAUUCUCAAGUGAAUUUUCCCCAUUGCAAUAGUUUGUAAUCUGUAUCUAUCUGCGCCACUGUAAAUAAGAUCAGGAUUUUUUAAAUGAGGUCCUCCACCCAAAAAAAACUGUGUCACGCUUUCCAUGAAUGUCCCGGUAGGUCGCCAUGUUGGGCAGUCUAUUUCAUGCAUUCCUGGUGAGGUGGGGAUGUGAACAAAACCAUAGCCAUAUAACUCAUUACGACCAAAGGCAUCUUGAUGCCAAACUUGAAAGUGCAGUCUUGGCCAACCUGAUAUUAAAAAUAUGGUAUGAUAUUAAAGUCUAAUUCAAGUAAAAAUUCAUGUUGAACUCAUUUCCCAACAGCCAUUGAUUUACAUUUUGAAAUAUUUUUUUAGCUGCUAAAUAUUAAUUAAUAGUAAUGAAUUAAGGAUAAGUGCAUCCAGAAAUGAAAGGUUUAAUAAAACUAUAACAUUAGUUGCAAACAAAUAACAAGCAAUAACCAAAAGAUCAAUUUUUGGCGACUUGGAAGAACACAUGCUAGAUAUAUAUGCACUGUUCUAAAACUUAACUAAAACACACAUAGAUUGAAAUUGAAACAAGAUUAAAAAGUUCAGAACUGAUGUCACCGGAAGUCUCAAGGAACGCAAGAUUUCUUUGCUAUUUUAAAAUUAAAAGGACUCAUUUCGUCCCAACGGUAUGGAAUAAGUUAACAGUCGUUUAAAAAUUAAGUGAUUUUAAAGUAUGCUGCCAUGUUUCAAUUUUAGAAAGAUAAAAACAAAAUAACUGUAUUUAGAAAAUUAUUUCAAGCAAUAAAAAUAGCUUCAAAAAGUGUUCUAAACACUAAAAUUAUUUUUUUAUUAAGCUUAUGUUUAAAAUUUUAACUAUUUAGCAUUAGUAACAAAUGCUUUUAGGAAAAUACCUUGAAUACCCUUAGUGGCAAAGUGAAUAUCUAUAGGAUGUGCAAAGUAAGCUGCAUCAUGA